CGGGGCCGUUGGCGGCCCCAGGGGGAGCUCGGGCCUGACCUGGAUGGAUGGCGGCUGCGACGCGCGGCCGCCGGCCCUGGGGCUCGCUCCUCGGGCUGCUCGGGCUGGUCGCGGCCGUGGCCGCCUCCUGGGACCUGACUUCCCUGCGCUGCAACUUCUACGACUUUUGUGAAUGCGACUUCCGGCCCGAUUUUCCUGCUUUGGAAUGUGACCUGGCCCAGCACCUGGCCGGCCAGCACCUGGCCAAGGCGCUGGUGCUGAAGGCGCUCAAGGUCUUCGUGAGGGACCCCGCCCCCACCAAGCCCCUGGUGCUGUCCCUGCACGGCUGGACGGGCACCGGCAAGACCUACCUCAGCUCCCUGCUGGUGCACCACCUCUUUAGGCGCGGCCUCCGCAGCCCCCACGUGCACCACUUCUCUCCCAUCAUCCACUUCCCCCACCCGAGCCACCUCGAGCAGUACAAGGAGAAUCUGAGGAGCUGGGUCCAGGGCAACCUCACAGCCUGUGGACGCUCCCUGUUCCUCUUCGAUGAGGUGGACAAGCUGCCCCCAGGGCUGAUGGAGGUCUUGCGGCCCUUCCUGGGCCCCUCCUGGGUCGUGUAUGGGACCAACUAUCGCAAAGCCAUCUUCCUCUUCAUCAGCAACACCGGCGGCGAGCAGAUCAACCAGGUGGCGGUGGAGGCGUGGCGCGGCCACCGGGAGCGUGAGGAUAUCACUCUGCAGGAGCUGGAGCCGGCCGUCACCCGUGCUGUCCUGGACAACCCGCACCAUGGCUUCUGCCGCUCUGGCAUCCUGGAGGAGCAGCUCCUGGAUGCGCUGGUACCCUUCCUGCCCCUGCAGCGGCACCACGUGCGGCACUGCGUGUUCAAUGAGCUGGCCCAGCUGGGUCUGGAGGCCCGGGAGGAGGUGGUGCAGGCCGUGCUGGACAGCAUCAGCUUCUUCCCUGAAGAGGAGCAGCUCUUCUCCUCCAAUGGGUGCAAGACGGUGGCCUCUCGCAUUACCCUCUUCCUCUGACCCUACAUGGCAGGGACGGGGCAGAGCCGGCUGAAGAGCCCCCGCGGCCAGCAGCUAGGAGGGUGUUGGUCAGGCACCAGGGACAGGACCCAACAGGGUCGCGACCUCGUAGCUGGCUGCAGAGUACCUCGGGUGGGCGCUGCCUUGUCCCCCAGGGACAUAGGAACUCAUUGAGCCACCUGCUUCAUCCCUCCUUCCCUGGCCCAGCACGAACCCAGCCUCAGGGACUGUGCUGGAGGCCACACCUGCUCCCAGGUACCUCGAGGCCCAGGCUGGGUCUUCUCAUCUCCCUGAGUGGAGGGACUUGAGCUGCCCCCUGGGACUGGUUGGAGACAGUUUUUUAAUUUUUUAAGAGAACAUAUGUAAUAAAUGGAGCCAUGGAGCAGA
This is a messenger RNA of Ochotona curzoniae (black-lipped pika), 1400 nucleotides long. RefSeq names its product torsin family 2 member A (gene TOR2A). The coding region runs from base 48 to 1013 and encodes 321 amino acids. Gene Ontology annotation, cellular component: nuclear envelope; endoplasmic reticulum lumen; endoplasmic reticulum. Gene Ontology annotation, molecular function: ATP hydrolysis activity; ATP binding. The record is from RefSeq and is a predicted model, not a curated record. Lineage: Eukaryota; Metazoa; Chordata; Mammalia; Lagomorpha; Ochotonidae. The transcript has 5 exons.